Messenger RNA from Helicoverpa armigera (cotton bollworm), 887 nucleotides. RefSeq names its product transmembrane emp24 domain-containing protein 5. Bases 95 to 826 code for a protein of 243 amino acids. Gene Ontology annotation, biological process: Golgi organization; endoplasmic reticulum to Golgi vesicle-mediated transport; intracellular protein transport. Lineage: Eukaryota; Metazoa; Arthropoda; Insecta; Lepidoptera; Noctuidae. The record is from RefSeq and is a predicted model, not a curated record. Gene Ontology annotation, cellular component: endoplasmic reticulum; Golgi apparatus; endoplasmic reticulum-Golgi intermediate compartment. The transcript has a single exon.
CUGAGUACAUAAUGAUGUCAUUUACUCAAUAAUAACUUAAAUACAAUCAGUAUACUUUUACGUUAGUAGUCGCUCAAAGAAAGUGCUUGCAAUAAUGGCUCUUAUCAUUUUUAUAAUGAUGAUGAUGUGCACAAUAUGUGCCAGUCAAAAUAUAUACGUGAGUGAUGUCAACUUUAGAAUUGAGCCAGGAGAGCGGAUGUGCGUCUAUGAAUCAGGAAAACUUGGACAGAUGCUGGAGGUGUACUAUCAAGUUCUAGACGGACAACAUGGAGACCUGGAUAUAAAUUUCGAAGUGAGCGAAGCUAAAGAAAUCAAACUAGUGUCGGACUUUAAAAAAUCUGAAAAUUCCAUCAUCAUGGACUUGACAGUAGAUGGCGAUUACGCCUUCUGUAUGGACAACACAUUUAGUAUGAUGAAUUCUAAACUAGUAUUUCUGUAUAUCCUCUUGGAAGACAAGCAACCGGCCAGCGACGCCGAAACGGAGGUGGCUGUCGUGGAUGCAGAUGGCUCUGAACAAAAAGAAGUACUAGAAUGGGCCGGAGUCGACGAAAAGGGUGAAACAUAUUACUUGGAACUGGCUCCAAUGGCAGAUUCACUAUCUACGACAUUGGCGCACGUUGUCAAGUCUCGACAUCUGCUCAACAUUUACGCUGCGAGCAAGUCGCGCGACAGUUACAUGGCGUUUGAGGAUACCUUCAUAGUGGAUGUGUGGUCAGGAUUUCAAAUAAGCCUAAUGUUUGUUGUUGGGAUGUUACAAGUUUAUAUGAUCAAGAAAUUAUUCAAUAACGCCCACCAUCAUACAUAUGAUAGUGACCUUAUGUUUUGAUAUAACUAUGGAUUUCAUAGUGUUAUUUAAAUAAAUUAUUUAAAAUUUAUAUGUAUAUCAA